This is a messenger RNA of Sesamum indicum (sesame), 1224 nucleotides long. NCBI's taxonomy places the organism in Eukaryota, Viridiplantae, Streptophyta, Magnoliopsida, Lamiales, Pedaliaceae. The record is from RefSeq and is a predicted model, not a curated record.
AUGGUUGGUAAUCGACUUUGGAUUGCGUGGGAUGAUAACUUUAUUGAUGUUGAUAUUGUUGAAUGUGGUACGCAAUUCAUCCAUUGCCUUGUUUAUAUACGGUCACUACGUGAGUCAAUUGCCAUUAUUGUGAUUUAUGGACCUACGGAGGUGGUAGACAGGAGGGAGUUAUGGGGUUCCCUAAAGACUAUUGCCAUGCAGACUGUUGAUAUCCCGUGGCUUAUUGGAGGGGAUUUCAAUGUGGUACGAGAUCUUAGUGAAAUAUGUGGAGCAUCGGGAGACAUUCGAAUGGCAAUGGAAGAGUUUAAUGACUGCAUUCAGAAUGCAGAACCACAAGCGGUAGUCGAUGAGUUUGUCAUGUACUACCAAAACCUGCUUGGUGGGGAAAGAAGGAGAGACGUGAUAGAUCUGCGGUUCCUUCGACCAUGGGUGAGACAUCUAUUGAAUGAAGAGGACGUUAGCUCUUUACUCUUGCCAUUCACACCAGCAGAUGUCAAGCAGGCAGUUUUUGACAUUGCUGAGGAUAAGGCACCGGGGCUGGACGGGUAUUCAUCGGGCUUUUUCAAAGCUGAAUGGCCUAUAGUAGGGCAGGAAGUGACGUCGGCAGUGCUGGAUUUCUUUACUACGGGACAAAUUCUGAAGCAGAUAAAUACUACACUUCUGGCGCUUAUACCCAAGGAGCUAUUUACAGGCUACAACCAGGCCCGUCUACCACCCCGAUGUGCCUUAAAAGUGGACAUUCGGAAGGCAUACGACACAGCGGAGUGGGACUUUAUGAUCGCGGUGAUGAAGUUAUUUGGGUUCCCCUCUAAUUUCGUGAAGUGGAUUGAGUUGAUUAAUCAGGAUGAAUUAUUUUCCUUCCACUGGAAAUGUGAUACAUCCAGGGUUUUUCAGUUGGGCUUUGCUGAUGACUUGUUGUUAUUCUGUCAUGCUGAUAUGGACUCUAUUAGAGUCAUUAACACAAGAUUGGAUCGAUUUGCUAUAUGGUCGGGGCUCAGGCUGAACGUGCAGAAAAGCCAUCUUACUAUCUCACGUUCAGCCCAAGGAUUGCGCAAGGAGAUGCUGACAACACUCGGGUUUCAGGAGGAUGUCUUACCGAUAAGGUAUUUGGGGCUACCUUUCUUAUCAUCUAGCUUAACAAUUGCUGAUUGUCGUCCAUUAUUGGUGAAAAUUGAUAAACGUAUUGCUGGUUGGGAGGGUAUUGCACUGUCUUAUGCUGGCAGG